This is a messenger RNA of Solanum dulcamara, 1463 nucleotides long. RefSeq lists its product as uncharacterized. The coding region runs from base 322 to 1119 and encodes 265 amino acids. NCBI's taxonomy places the organism in Eukaryota, Viridiplantae, Streptophyta, Magnoliopsida, Solanales, Solanaceae. Gene Ontology annotation, cellular component: cytoplasm; NatA complex. The record is from RefSeq and is a predicted model, not a curated record. Gene Ontology annotation, biological process: mitotic sister chromatid cohesion. Gene Ontology annotation, molecular function: N-acetyltransferase activity. The transcript is spliced from 4 exons.
UAUCAAUAAAAAUAUAGCUGAAGGUAUAAUCUGCGUACACGUUGACUUCUUCAAAUCCCUAAUAUUACACGGAAUAUAUUACCAAUAUUAUAAUCUCGAUCCAAUUCGUUCACCAUACCAUCCAAAAAUAAAAGAGAGGUUUUCAUUAUGUUACAUUCUGACUCAAAAAUAAAAGAAAAUUUGAAGUAUGUGAAAGGAGACAACAGAGAAUAAGAAGACAAACAUUUAACCACAAAAAUCACAAUUUACAAUAAUACUAAGUUUUUCUUCUCUUUCUCUUUUGACUGUGAUGAGAAAUCAGUGAGAGGAAGGUGGAAAAAAAUGGCACAAUGUCAGUGGCAACUGAACUUUCAGACAAGAUUGAAGAAAGAUGUUUCUUGGAAAUGCAGAGGCCUAGAAGCUCUUUCAUUUAACAGAGGAAUUUGUAAUUGGAAAAAAAGAUUGCAGAUGCCACAAUGUUGCAGCAGUUCUUUUCCAGUUUCAAGGGAAUUAGAAGUGGGAAAACAAAGAGGAGAAUGUGUUUUGAAUGAAAAUUAUGGAUGGAAAGUGAGAAGAAUGAUUGAGACUGAACAAGAGAUGAGGAAUGUCGCUGCUGUUCAAGCUGAAGCAUUUUAUGAACCUCUUCUAUUCUUCAAUCACUUCUUCUUUCAAUUCUUUCAGGCUGAAGUACUUUCAGGACUACUUUACAGACUGAAGAAUUCUCCACCAGAUAGGUAUGCAUGUUUAGUUGCGGAGGCCUCAAGUGACACUGCUGAGGUAGAACAGGAUCUUGUAGGAGUUGUUGAUGCUACAGUGUAUAGAAAUACUGAUGUUCUUCAGUACCUUCCUGGAGCAACAGAAUAUAUCUAUAUUUCUGGGAUCGCUGUAUUGAAUAAAUUCAGGAGGCAGAAAGUUGCAACUGCUUUGCUCAAGGCCUGUGAUGUUCUUGCAAGAUCUUGGAGUUUUGAAUAUCUAGUCCUAAUGGCUUAUGAGGAUGAUUUUGGUGCUCGACAAUUGUAUACAAAUGCGGGUUAUAUAGUAGUUUCAGGUGAUGCUCCAUGGAAGACAACAUGGAUUGGUAGAAGAAGACGAGUUCUUAUGGUUAAGCAGGUCUCACAUGAAUCAACUUACAUCCAUUGAAACUGAGAUUUCGAUUCAAGUCUUUUUAACAGCUCCUUUUUAAAUUAGUUAUUCCAAAAUACCUGAUGAAAAUUAGAAUUCUGCAAAUCAAUAUAAGGUGUACAAAACUGUAGCAAUUGAUCUUCAGGAAGAAAAGAGUAUUACAUGAAUCUUGUGAAUAUUUUCUUUAUCUUCAGAGUUACACAGCUGACUGUUCUGCUGUUCUAUCCUAAUAUCAAGUAACUUAACAAGAUUUAAUUGUCUUUUCUCAAGUCUCAUAAAUGAUUGUGAAAAAAAAGAUUUACCUCUUAAGGAGAGUUAUCCUAACCAAAGCUCAAUCUCCCUAAGAAGGAGCUUUUUGAGUA